Dalotia coriaria is the source of this 1032-nucleotide messenger RNA. RefSeq names its product stearoyl-CoA desaturase-like. Gene Ontology annotation, molecular function: iron ion binding; stearoyl-CoA 9-desaturase activity. Gene Ontology annotation, biological process: unsaturated fatty acid biosynthetic process. Gene Ontology annotation, cellular component: endoplasmic reticulum membrane. The transcript has 2 exons. NCBI's taxonomy places the organism in Eukaryota, Metazoa, Arthropoda, Insecta, Coleoptera, Staphylinidae. The record is from RefSeq and is a predicted model, not a curated record. The coding region runs from base 7 to 1014 and encodes 335 amino acids.
UUUUCCAUGAUCAGUAACAGCAACAAAAUGUCGACAGACAUAUCACCAACAGAACUAAAACAAAAAAGUUAUAAAUGGGACAUUGUCUGGCGCAAUGUCUUCCUGAUUACAACCGUACACCUUGCCGGAUUGUACGGUGUCUAUGCCAAAUACUACUUCAUUCCAAAAUGGCAGUCAUUCGUCUUCAAUGUAGCACAGAUAAUAUUUCAAGGCAUGGGCAUAACAGCAGGCCGCCAUCGCCUUUGGAGUCACCGCGCGUACAAAGCGCAUUACUCCGUUCAAAUCUUCCUGGCAAUAAUGGCCGCCAGCGUUUACGAACAGAGUAUCUACCUUUGGUGUCGUGACCAUCGCCUGCAUCACAUCCACAGCGACACCGACGCUGAUCCGUACAACUCCCAGCGUGGUUUCUUCUUCUGUCACAUCGGAUGGUUCUUCCUGCGUAAACACCCGGAAAUCACACGCAAAGGUGCCAAAGUUGACUUGAGCGACUUGCGCGCCAAUCCCGUCGUUAUGUUCGAACACAAAUACAACAAACCAUUAGCGAUUAUAUUCACACUACUAUUACCAUGUGUCAUUCCGAUAUUAUGCUGGAAUGAGCGCGUGGAAGUCGCGGUAUUUUAUUGUUGCUUUUGGCGAUUGUUGUUAAUUCUCCACGCGACGUGGAGCGUGAAUAGUUUUGCACAUUUAUACGGCUGGCGUCCGUACGAUGCAAACAUCCCACCGGCAGAAAACACGUUUGUUUCCUUUGCUAGUGGUGGCGAAGGAUUCCACAACUACCACCACACAUUCCCGUGGGAUUACAAGGCGGCUGAGUUGAGCGGUGAUUCUAGAAACAUCACAACUGCAUUUAUCGAUACCCUUGCGAAAUUCGGGCUUGUUUACGACCGGAAAUCAGCGUCAAGAGGGAUAAUUAAGCAGAGGAUCGAACGCACAGGUAAUGAAGACUUCCUUGGCUCAAAAAACAAUGUUUUGAACACCUUCAUCAGUAUAAUCGCCCUAAUCAUAAUUGUAUAAUAAAAUAAUUAAUUAAUA